AUGUGCAGUUGUGCUCUCACACUUUAGCUUGCAGUAGUGAAUUUUGUGUAGUGUAGUCAUCAUGAAGGCUCUUAGGGGAAUGGUGAGCGGAGCCGUGAGCGAAAUAUCAUCUUCUCUUACUGGGACUAAACACGUCGCCGUUCGGGAAAAUGUCCUUGCCGUGACUCGUGACUACAUUUCUCAGCCGAGAUUAACAUAUAAAACUGUGGCUGGUGUUAAUGGACCCCUGGUGAUUUUGGAUCAAGUGAAGUUUCCCAGGUAUGCUGAGAUCGUCCAUCUCACUCUUCCUGAUGGCACCAAAAGGAGUGGACAAGUGCUGGAGGUCACCGGCUCCAAAGCUGUGGUUCAGGUGUUUGAAGGAACAUCUGGUAUUGAUGCCAAAAAAACUACGUGCGAAUUUACAGGGGACAUUUUGCGCACACCUGUGUCCGAGGACAUGCUGGGUCGUGUUUUCAAUGGAUCAGGAAAGCCAAUUGAUCGAGGACCUGCGGUGCUGGCAGAGGACUACUUAGACAUUAUGGGGCAGCCAAUUAAUCCUCAGUGUCGUAUUUAUCCUGAGGAAAUGAUCCAAACUGGCAUCUCUGCCAUUGAUGGCAUGAACAGUAUUGCCAGAGGCCAAAAAAUUCCCAUUUUCUCUGCAGCUGGUCUACCCCACAAUGAGAUUGCUGCACAGAUCUGUCGUCAGGCAGGUUUGGUAAAGAAGUCCAAAGAUGUGAUGGAUUACAGUGAGGAUAACUUUGCCAUUGUGUUUGCUGCCAUGGGGGUCAACAUGGAGACUGCAAGAUUUUUUAAGUCAGACUUUGAAGAGAAUGGGUCCAUGGACAACGUGUGCCUCUUUUUAAAUCUGGCCAAUGAUCCCACGAUUGAACGUAUCAUCACCCCUCGCCUUGCACUUACCUCAGCUGAGUUUCUGGCUUACCAGUGUGAGAAACACGUGCUGGUCAUAUUGACUGACAUGAGCUCUUAUGCCGAGGCCUUACGAGAGGUGUCUGCUGCUAGAGAGGAAGUUCCUGGUCGACGUGGUUUUCCAGGUUACAUGUACACCGAUCUGGCUACAAUAUAUGAGAGGGCUGGACGUGUGGAAGGACGCAAUGGAUCCAUCACUCAAAUCCCAAUUCUCACUAUGCCCAAUGAUGAUAUCACUCAUCCUAUUCCUGAUUUAACCGGCUACAUCACUGAAGGUCAAAUUUAUGUGGAUAGACAGCUUCAUAACAGACAGAUUUAUCCUCCUAUCAAUGUACUACCUUCUUUGUCUCGAUUGAUGAAAUCAGCCAUUGGCGAGGGAAUGACACGUAAAGACCACUCGGAUGUCUCUAAUCAGCUUUAUGCUUGCUAUGCUAUUGGGAAAGAUGUGCAGGCAAUGAAGGCUGUGGUUGGAGAAGAAGCACUGACAUCAGAUGACUUGUUGUACUUGGAGUUCUUACAGAAAUUUGAGAAGAAUUUUAUCGCCCAGGGUGCAUAUGAGAACCGGACUGUGUUCGAGACAUUGGACAUUGGAUGGCAGCUCCUGCGAAUCUUCCCCAAGGAGAUGCUCAAGAGGAUUCCUCAGAGCACUCUGGCUGAGUUUUACCCCCGAGACUCCAAACAUUAGUCUUACUUCCUUGUUCAUUCACAUUGUCUCUCAAUCAGCCGUGAAUCUGUCAUCUAUACUUCUAGAUAUUUCUCAGUCUCUGAAAUCAAGUACACUCAGUCUACAUUGGUGGAAUACAAAGCUGUUUUCAUUGCUGUUCUGAGUAUUUGGUUAUUAUGUAAGUGUUGCUAAAUAGUGUGACGCCAAUGUAGUAUGAAUAGUGUCGCUACACUGCUGUGUGGAUGUUUUUUUGGUGUGUGGCUCAGUGUGUCAAACCGUGUGGUAAAGGCCAGACAGAGUUUAGACUUCAGAGCAAGUGAUAUGGCUGCUAGUGUGUAUUACAAAACAACCUGUUUCUUUAUUUCAGAAGUGCUACGAUUAGGGAUUAAUGUAUUGUAUGGAUUUGUACGUAUUACAAUCUUUUCACUGUAUCUUUAAAAGAGAUAAAUUGUUCUAUAAAUGAUGAAAAGUACCCAGAUGUUCAUUAAAAAUGAAUAGAAACUGCAGUGGCCAUAUCAAAUCAAGAGCAUUUGUUUACCAUAGCAAGACGAAAGCCAAACACUGAGCAAUUUAUUUUUGUUCAUUCUUUUCUCACGUUAUUUUAUGGUUUGUAAAAAAAAGUGUGUUGUAUGGUUGUGGUAAUAUAUUUAUUUAUUAUUUAUUUUGGUGCCAUAAAUGUAUGUACUGUGUAAAGUGUGCUAUAUCAAGUUCAUAAAGAAGUGAUUGAUAUCAUAAUGCAUGAAAACUAUUAAAAUAUGUACGUGACCACUUCCUUCAUGAAAUAAAUGUUGAUGUGGUGAAAUUUA
This is a messenger RNA of Danio aesculapii, 2376 nucleotides long. RefSeq names its product ATPase H+ transporting V1 subunit B2 (gene atp6v1b2b). Gene Ontology annotation, biological process: proton transmembrane transport; ATP metabolic process. The transcript has 14 exons. Lineage: Eukaryota; Metazoa; Chordata; Actinopteri; Cypriniformes; Danionidae. Gene Ontology annotation, cellular component: proton-transporting V-type ATPase, V1 domain. Gene Ontology annotation, molecular function: proton-transporting ATPase activity, rotational mechanism; ATP binding. Bases 62 to 1591 code for a protein of 509 amino acids. The record is from RefSeq and is a predicted model, not a curated record.